AUGAACAGACAAAAUAUUUUCAAUGAAUGCUCAGAACAUAUGCGUAACUGUGAUGGUAGGGAUAAGAAGAAAGAGACUAAAGUAUAUGACAUAUCAGUAAUUAUAGAAGAAAGUGCCAAAUUUGGUAAUGUGAAUCUUUUACAAAAGAAGAGUUUAUCAUCAAAUAUGAUUGACAAUUUAUCAAUUUCUCAUAAUCAAAGUAAACAUGAUGAAUCUUCUAUUAGUGUAAUUGCUAAAGUGGUUGAUGGGGUAAUUGAUAAGAUUAAUGAAAGUGGUGCUAGUGAUAAUAAUACAAAGGAUAUUUCUAUCAGUAAAAUUCAUAAGAUCUCCAACCCACUCAUAACUGAUAGAACAUUUUCAUUCCAAGAUUCACUUGAUUUCUUUAAGAAUCUAUCAAAAUCCAAUGAAGGUUCAAAUGAUAGAAUUAAUAAUGAGGUGGUUGAUAAGAUUGUAAGUGAAUUGAGUACCAGUAGAUUUCAUAAAAAUUCUCAACAGCUCGUUCCUAACAGAACAUUCUCAUUCCAAGAUUAA
This is a messenger RNA of Hepatospora eriocheir, 531 nucleotides long. The record is from the annotation of a GenBank genome assembly. Lineage: Eukaryota; Fungi; Microsporidia; Hepatosporidae.